Postia placenta MAD-698-R-SB12 is the source of this 591-nucleotide messenger RNA. RefSeq lists its product as hypothetical. NCBI's taxonomy places the organism in Eukaryota, Fungi, Basidiomycota, Agaricomycetes, Polyporales, Adustoporiaceae. Gene Ontology annotation, biological process: intracellular protein transport; vesicle-mediated transport. The transcript has 5 exons. Gene Ontology annotation, cellular component: intracellular membrane-bounded organelle; membrane coat. Bases 1 to 591 code for a protein of 196 amino acids. The record is from RefSeq and is a predicted model, not a curated record.
AUGAUUCACGCGGUACUCAUCUUCAACACCUCAGGCGUGCCGCGUCUGACCAAGUUCUACUCGCCCCUUCAUCGUUCUGCCCAGACGCUUGUGCAGAAGAUCUUCACACUUGUGUCGCCACGCCCAGCCGGGCUCUGUAACUUCCUCGAUGCACCUGAGCUCGAGGGGUUCCUCACCCCCCAAGAUGAAGUUGGCGAAAAACUGCGUGUGGUGUAUAGGAACUACGCAACACUGUAUUUUGUGUUCGUCGUAGACAGCGCCGAGAGCGAGUUGGGUAUUUUGGACCUGAUACAGGUCUUUGUCGAGUCUCUCGACCGGACGUUUGAGAAUGUAUGCGAGCUGGACCUAGUCUUCCACUUUGAUGAGGUUCACCACAUUCUAUCUGAGGUGAUACAGGGAGGCCUGGUAUUGGAAACCAAUGUAGAGGAAAUCGACCGUCGAGUUCGAGACAGCGCGAAGGCACGCAAGGAAUCGUACGCAUCAGCGAAUCCCCUUUCUCUUGGAGGCGGGGUUGUUGGCUCCAGGAAUUCAGGACUAUCAAGUCUCGGUUGGCUCACGGAUAAGCUGACGGGUGUAGGAGCAAGAUCAUGA